CGGACCGUAUUCGGCGGGGUGGACCCAGCUUUCUAGUCGUGUCUCUAGAGCCGCGCACCUCGGAAGAUAAAUACUUUGUUGCAUUAGUAACAGGAAGCGAGGGAGGGGUACUGGAGUUUGCUUUGGACGGAGUUUUGACUCGUGUCGAGGCCCAAGAUGGACAAGCUUAAGAAGGUGUUGAGUGGCCAGGAUGCCGAGGAUCGGGGUGGACUGGCCGAGGUUAUCGAAACACCAUCGUUAAGCUGGGGUACAAGAAUCAAAGGCUUUGCUGCUUGUUUUGCCAUAGGGAUCCUCUUCUCACUGAUGGGUACUUUUCUGCUGUGGGUGCCUCGGAAAGGACUUGUCCUUUUUGCAGCCUUUUAUACGUUGGGGAACAUUGCAUCGCUUGGGAGUACUAUCUUUCUCAUGGGACCAAUGAAGCAGUUGAAGCGCAUGUUUGAGCCUACUCGACUGAUUGCAACCAUUGUGAUGUUGUUGUGUCUUGUACUCACUCUGUGUUCUGCCUUCUGGUGGCACAACAAAGGACUUGCUCUCAUUUUCUGCAUUUUGCAAUCUUUGGCCUUGACGUGGUAUAGUCUUUCCUAUAUACCAUUUGCAAGGGAUGCUGUGAAGAAGUGUUUUAAUACGUGCCUGGCCUGAUAGGCAAAAAGGCACUUUUUGAAAAGUCUUGGCAAGUACUAAAGACUAAUUUCUGACGUGAUCUUGUAAAUAUUUUCCUAAUUCUGUCUUAUAGACUCGUGCCUUUUUGGUUUUUUUUGGCUUGCAGCAGGGUGUUGCUUGCAUUUAAAAAAUUGAUGGUUGUUUUUGUAAGCAAUGAUAUUUUCUCAAACCAAAAUGUCCCUUGCUCUGUGUCAGUUUUUGUGUGCCUGGAUUUUCAGGGUAGAUUGUAACUGAUUCGUGUCAUUGUUCUGUCCUCCUCUGUAUCCCCCUUUUCUUCUCUCUUCCUCUCUUUUUCCCUCCCUCUCUCCUUCUCCUUCCCUUUCUCCCCUUUCCCCCUUUCCCUCUACCAUUUCCCCCAUCUCUCUAUUUUAAAAUUUCAUUGCAUUCUUGUUUAUGAUUUUAAAAAACCAAACUUACCCAUCCAUGGUUGAGGCUUGGGGGACCAUAAUUUCUCAAAUGGGCAACAAGUAGCCUAUCCCUGAAGGACAACAUUUCUUCUCUAGGAGGAGUGUUCACCUGGGACUUUGGACCUGCCCAGAUCUAGGUCAGCCCCUCCGGGCAGUAGAGAACAUCACUAGUGCUUGGAAUGUAGUAUGGGCCUACAUAGGUUAUUCUGUAGGAAUGUGCUGAGCUGUUACAGGAGUCUGGCAGAUGAACAAAGUGGGAAAUGAGCCUCUAUUUAUUGAACCCCCCCCCCAACUAUUUGUCAUUUCUUAUCUUCUCUCCAGCCAUCUGUGUUCUUACUAUUCUAAAUACCUUUCUAGAGCAUGCUUCCCAGUGCUUGGCAUAGUAUUUUUCCCUCUCCUCCUCUUCUUUUCUCUUGUUUCCUACAUAAUCUGCCCCAGGCCGCCUAAAUGGAGAAAGAAAGAAGAAAUACUAAUUUCUCCAUAGACCAGAGCAGUCAGCUUUGCUAUGAUCCACUUUUUUUAUUCCUUUCUGGCCUCCUCCAUUAUUUAUUUAUGACUGGGAGAGUGGUUUAAUGGAUCAGGAGCUGUCUUCCAAGCCUGGAAACCUUGGGUUUUGGGCCUGCCUCUG
Dromiciops gliroides (monito del monte) is the source of this 1695-nucleotide messenger RNA. It is a transcript of the gene SFT2D2, whose product is annotated as SFT2 domain containing 2. Gene Ontology annotation, biological process: vesicle-mediated transport. Bases 157 to 639 code for a protein of 160 amino acids. The transcript is spliced from 8 exons. The record is from RefSeq and is a predicted model, not a curated record. NCBI's taxonomy places the organism in Eukaryota, Metazoa, Chordata, Mammalia, Microbiotheria, Microbiotheriidae. Gene Ontology annotation, cellular component: membrane.